Anoplophora glabripennis (Asian longhorned beetle) is the source of this 1137-nucleotide messenger RNA. RefSeq lists its product as uncharacterized. The transcript has 2 exons. Bases 179 to 1051 code for a protein of 290 amino acids. The record is from RefSeq and is a predicted model, not a curated record. Lineage: Eukaryota; Metazoa; Arthropoda; Insecta; Coleoptera; Cerambycidae.
ACUGCCUCUAGUCUAUACUAGAUACUAUCGCUAUUCUGUGCUAUUAUUGCUAACUUUAAACUUUGACUGCUACACCUGCUGCCUACCUUCACAGUUCACUUCACAUAGGUAAAAUAAAGCCGAAAGCCGGUAAUUAUUACUUUGAUAUAUCUGUGAUUGAGGUUAUAUAAAUAAAGAAAUGGCACUAGAAGUCGUAAAAAUGAGGCAGGGAAUGUCUUAUUCAUGCAAAGAGAAAACCAUAAUCCUUAAUGUUUUCAAAUACUUUAGAACAAUGCAUCCUGAUAAAUGUGUUACUGAAAUAGUACGUAGAACAGCAAAAGCAACUGGAUGUAGUGAAAAAAGUGUCUUUCAGUUUCGUAAGGAAGAAGCAAGUGGAGAAGGUUUUAAGGAGCCAUCUAAAACAAAAAUACGAAAGAACAUAAAUAUAAAUAGCAGAUUUAUGAAGUAUGAUGAAAGCGUAAGACAAGCCAUUAGAAACCUUAUUUAUGAUCUAAAAUAUCGUAAUAUUGUUCCUACUUUAAGUACAUUGUUAAAAAAUAUUAAUGCAAACGAAAAAUUGCCUAAUUUUUCUAUAAUGACACUUCGAAGACUUUUAAGAGAUAUGGGUUUCUACUACGAAAAAGAGAAAGUUGGUAGUAAAGCAGUAUUAGUAGAGAAAACAGAUCAUUCAUCUGAUUUGAAGAAAGAAAAUUUGCCUUAUAACAAAAAAAUUCAAGUACACCACAGUGUUCCUCAUCACGGAGUGCCACAUUCAAAUCAUGUAAAUAUUAGUAGCCAAAGUCAGAAACAAGUUGAAGUGAAGGCUUACCCUCUACCUAUACCUCAGAAUAAUACAAAUGUCGAUUCACAUCAAAUGUACAUUUCCAAUCACGGACAUAGGCCCUUUCCCAUUGCACUAUCACAUCAGGAAAAUGUUGGAUUAGAUCCUAGAUUUGUUACCUCGAAUAUAAUGCCACAUCAGUUACAUGGCUUACCACCUCCUAACAUAAAACCACCUGAUAUGAAUUAUAUUCAUCCAUCGCAUCCACAUACCAUGGCCUUGCAACAUUAGAUUUGCAUUUAUAUUCUGGAUGAGAAUAUCAGUGGCGAUGAGAGUGCCAGUUCUGCCAACUCCAGCGCUGUGAAAUACAAUUUGUA